UUGUUCAAAGUUCAGGCUUCUUGGGUAGAUUAGUAAGAGGAGGGUGGUUUUACAGAAAGGUCUGCACAGUACGCAACAGUCAUGCCUUAGCAGGUCCCUGCUUGUCUUUUCCUCCUGUCAUGGGAACAGGGACAGACCGCUCACUCAGUUUGAAUAACGCAGUACAGAUGACAACAUCCUCUUAGCUGAGAAACUCCCUGAUGGCUCUCACGCAAGUGCAGAACCAGACAGUAAAAGCAGAGAGGAUCAAUAAAGAAACAGGGGAGCUGAGUGCUUCUGGGGAGUUAUCUGUCUCACUGGAGUUGAAGACUGAGAAAGUGGAGGGCUCUUGUGGGAACCCUGAACUCCUAGAGGUGCUCAGAGAACAGCUGCGGGAGCUGGGGAUUCACACGUGGUCGAGCCAUGACGCCAGGCCCGACAGCGUUCCUCUGGAGCAGCGAGAGGAGCUCCUGGUUAAAGUCUUGCCUCUCUACAUACAGGUCUGUGAGGACGGCGGUGGACUUGAAGGUGUGGAUAUAAAGGGGCUUGCAGCUCUCACUGCUGACACUGUCAUCCACAGUAUCCACAGCAGACUGGCGGAGAGGCCCGCAGAAAAGGCUCGUGAAGAGGUCGUGUGUUUCCUGAAGAGGCCAGAUGAGAAUGUCAGGUGUGAAAAAGACGCAGGUCACGGGUGGCUGCUGCUGAAGGCCCUUUUGCUGCUCACAUCUGACAAAUCAGAUGUAUUAUCCUGUAUAAGCCCAGGAUUACCCGCUGCUUUGGUAAAAUGCCUGUACCUGCUAGUGUGCCUUCCAGCCAAGAAGGAAAACAGCGCAAUAGAAAAUCGCUUUCAGGAACUUCUGACGCAGAUUUUUCUUCAACUCUGUGGGCAGCCAAGCAAUGUGGAGCGGCUGGUUGAGACUCAGGAACUGCAGUGUCUUAUCAUUGGACUCACGUCGCUGUGGGAUCAAACCAGUGCAAACUGGAGGCACCAGGCCUCCCGCAUCCUCAAAGCCGUCUCCGCUGUGCCGACGAGAAGCAUUGUCUCAAGCUUGUUAGACAAGAACUGUAUAAGAAUCUGCAUCCAGAAUUUGCAGCACAUCAGCGCUGAUGUGUCAGGACCGUUGCUUGCUGAGGUGGCUGUGGCCGUGUUCGGCUUCAUCAGAGACACCUAUCAUCUCAGCCCGGCCCUCUUCAUCAAGUUUGACACCAACAACGGCUAUGAGGCCCUUGAGGGUAUCCUGAAACGUUGUGAGGAGGGCGUGUCCUUGGACCAGUUUCAACCAGUGCAGGAGUUGCUGGCUCUCAUUGCAUCCUUCACUCUUCUCGGAAAAAACGAGCUAAAAAUGGCUCUGUGUGUCUCCAACCCUCAGCCUCCAGGCUUUCAGUUUGACCCACCGCUCACCAAAGGCUUAGCGGUGAAGAACCUGCCGGCGUUCCAUCUGCUGCAGGCCUCUUUGCUGCGUUCCCAUGAUUCCCUCUUGUGCUGCCAGCUUCUUCAAACCCUAAAGACAAUAUGGGAGAAGGACCCGGCCAAUUUCUUCCUGUUGGAGUGGACGGUCCAGUCGAUGGCCCAGCUGGCUGCCUGCGUAUGGCGUAAACCGCCGUCGGUUCAAACGCUCUUCUUUUCAAUGCUGCAUAUGGUUUUUUUUAAAUUUAACUACAUCCCCCAUGAGACCUUGCAAGCACUAACGGGUGUGCUGAAGAAGAGCUGGGCCGGAGCAUUGGCCGGUGGAGUUGCUGGGAUAGAAUUUGGUGUGAUGGCUCUCAAAUGUUUUCACGAGAUGACCGUGCACAGUGCAAUGCUGGUAGAAGUACUAAGUGACUUGGGUUUGCUAGAGCUGCUGCUUGGAGAACUUCGUAGGAGAGCUAAGAUCCUCAGGAAGGCUGGUGUCACAUCUUCCUCUGAAAAAAAUUCUCAGGAGGCGCUACAUGUUGAAGACAGCGAGAAAUUGCUCACUACCUGCAUGCUUCAAGUGGUUUCAACCUUUACUUUACGUUCCAUCAAAAACACUGUUUCGGUACGAGACCUGGGUAUGGUUCCCUACAUAAAGAUCUUCUUGGAUGAAGAUCAGUAUCGAGGUCCCACUCUGAGUAUUUUGGAGCAGCUAGCUGAAAUCAACCCGGAUGAAUACAUGAGCACAGCUAUCGGAGCCCUCUGCUCCUCCACGCAGCACGAACUCCGGCUGAAGCAGGACCUUUUGCAGUCUGUGCUGCGGGUGCUGGAGAGCCCCAGCAGUUGGGACGCCUUCAGGAGAGCAGGAGGCUUCCCUGGACUGCUGUCUCUGGUGAUCGACAUGGAAGGAGCGCUGUCCGAUCCUCCGGAGGGAGAAGUGUGGAGGACUCUGGGGCACCAACAGCUGCUGGAGCUCCUCCUCCUCACACUGCACAUCCUGGCCCUGGCUGUGCAUCUUCACACAGUGAACGCACACCAUUGUGAAACCGGUGGCUUUUAUGAAAGGCUGGCAGAGGCUCUGCUCCAGCUGGGCUGCUUCCACACGGAGGGCCCAGAGAAAGACACCUGGGAUGCAGAGAAAUGCUCCUGUCCCAAGACUGCAGAAGAGGACCAGUCUCCUGGAAAGAGCUUCUUGGAGUUUGUUGAGUCAGCACAUGCUUCAGUAACUACAUCUUCUUCUUCCACAUCGCCCCAGGCCAGUCUGCCGCUCAGUCUUAGCACAAGUAUAAGACUGCUCUCCUACCUCGACCAGUUUUCCACAGGGACCUUCUCUCCUCAGGAGUUAAAAUUGGGGCAAGAUCCUGAUAAUGGAUGUGAUGGAGAUAAAAGGACACUGCUUGAACCAACGGGGUAUGAAGGUGGGCUUUCAGAACCUUCCCUUUCCCUCUCAGAAUCCGGCCCACAGUCCACGGAGGACAAACAGGGAAGUUCCAGAAGCACCAACUCCACCAGUUCCUCCAUCUGUACCGAGACGCAGUACAGGUUCACUUGUGAUCAGACAAUCCUUCAUCCAGGAGCGAUCAGAGUUAUUAUGACUCUCCUUCCAAAUGUGUUUGCUCCCAAGGAUCCGCAGCUUUCUAUGGAGGUGCAGUUCUCACUGGCACACCACAUCCAGGCGAUGGUCAAAUCUGAGCGAAACCGGCAGAUCAUGUGCGAGGGCGGACUGGUUUCCACUCUCCUGGCACACUGCCGGAGCGUAUUCCUGGCUCCCCACCACCCGCUACAUCUACCUGUGACGCGCAUUUUGGAGAAGCUCUCCUCUCAGGCCAUAACACAUUCUGACUUCAGAAAGUUCCUGUGUUUAGGGGACCCGCUCAUGUGCUUCAGGGAUAAAACAACCAGGCCGGGGCAGAAAGGCUUUAACCCACCAGUUACAACUUCUUGCUCAAAUGAUCAGAACCCAAAGGAAGAUGCGGAAUCUGCAGUAAAGAAGCUGAGGCGAACUUUCAGCUUGUUACAGCCCACGACCGCGUGCGGGUCAGCGAUCCCGAUACACCAGAUCGUUAGCUUGGUGUCAAUAACAGCACCACGCACAUUUAGACCACACAAAGUCUCCUCAUCACCAGCCUUUGUAGAGUUUGACAUGAGUGAGAGUGGAUAUGGCUGUCUUCUCCUGCCUUCUCUGGCCACAGUGAAAGGUGUAACUGCCGAUUCGACCUCGACUGGUGGAAUUGGACGAGACUGCCGAAGUUUCCCACCUACGGCCGGCCUGACGUUUUCCUGCUGGUUCCAGAUCAACAGGUUCAGUUCGGCCUGCGAUUCCCACCCGAUCCGUCUACUGACGGUGGUCCGCCACAUGUCCCGAACUGAACAGCAGUACAUCUGUUUAUCCAUCUCUUUCUCAGCCUGUGACGGCUGUCUGGUCAUCUCCACUGAGGAGGAAGCAUUCACGUACCUUGAUAUGAUGGAGCCAGAAGUUUCCACCCCAACUUCUUUGCGUACAUCACUCAGGUUCCGCUGCUCCAGCAUGCUGGUUCCAGGCCAGUGGCACCAUCUGGCUGUCGUCAUGGCCAAAGACGUCAAGAAGAGCUGUCUGUCUUCAGCCUACUUCAACGGAAAGGCGGUGGGGGCAGGAAAGAUGAAGUACAUUCAGCCGUUUCCCGGCCAGCACGUCUCCAUGGACCCCACCGCUGUGACGGAUGUGUAUGGACUGAUAGGGACACCGGCUCCCUGGAAGGAUCAUGCAGCUCUAGUUUGGCGAGCUGGCCCUUCAUACCUCUUUGAAGAGCCUCUGAGCUCUGAGGCUGUCGGCGUUUUACACUCACAAGGCACUGCAUACCUGGGCAACUUUCUGGCUCUGCGUAACCAUGAGUCUCCCCCUAUUAGACUGGUUCCUGAGGAGAGGAUCUCAUUUGGCAUCAACCCAGCAGUCUGCACCCUAACAACUGUGGUGCAGAUCAGAGAGGAAUACAAUGAGGUGGAUUGCAGACUUAUUGCCAAAGAGAUGGGGAUCACAUCUCGGGAUCACUCCACACCUGUUUUCCUUGCUCAAAACAUCAGCCAACACCUGAGUGGUACAGCUCGCACCAUUGGAGCUGCCUUGAUUGGACAUUUUGGUGUUCGAACUUUCAAGCCCAGCUCUGCUUCCAAUGGUUUUCUGUAUGUCGGUGGGCCUGCGGUGGCUCUCAGCCUCGUUGCCAUGGCGCCAGAUGAUAGCUCUUUGUAUGCGGCUGUUAAAGUUCUUCUGAAUGUGUUGGAGACCAACUCCGCCAUGCAGGAGGAAAUGACCCGCAUCAAUGGAUAUAAGCUGCUAGCUUUCCUGUUGAAAACGAAGAGCAGUCUGGUCAGCCACCGGACCUUUCAGCUGGCUCUGUGCCUCUCCAGCUCAGUGGAGCUGAGCUAUGGCUCUGGUUUCCUGCAAAACACACCUGCUUUCCAGGCUCUGCUGUCUGACUUGGAGGUGUGGCAGAACACUUCAGAUAACCUGGACCUCUCAGUUCUGAACUACUUUUCUAAGAUCCUGAAAUCAGCAAGCGACGACGGCAGGAAUGCUGCGGUCAUGCACAGUGUGGGCCUGAUACCAAAACUGUUGUUUGAGUUGUCUGAUCCCACCGUGACCGUUCAGAAGGUUACGAUUAUUUCUUGCAUCUUCACAUCCCUCCUGACGGCACACUUGACCCCUCUCGACAUAAGCAGACUUGGGCUUUUCCUGGUCUACACGCUCCCUCCUUCCAGUAAUGAGACAGAAAGCAGUAUGAUCUCUGAUAAGGACCUUUACCAGGAAAUGCCAGCUCAGAGUUCUGGUCCAGCUAGUCUCAUCUGGAUCCGCAACCAGAUGUUACUUGUGCUUUGUGAAGUCCUCAGCUCGGACAGCUCUCUGAUCAAAGAUCAACAGAAAGCAGUGUUUGAAUGCCUUGGCUGUGAUUGGUUCCUGCUCUUCCUUCAUGCCCAUCUUCACCCGUCCACAUCCAAACUGGGUCUCGUUCUACUCACGCAGUUCUUGUCGAGUCCCAGCCAGCAGAGGAGCUUCAGAGAGGGCGUGCUCCCAGGAACGCUCAUAGAAGGCACAGAGGAGCCGUUUGCUUUCAUGGACAAUCUUCGAGCCCAUCCUUGGUCUCAUGAGUGCCAGAGCGCCACAUGUCCAGGCUUUGAUGUUCUCCGGGAGUUAUUGAUCAAGCAGCAUCACGUGCCUCAGGUGUAUGCUGCUGUGGCUGCUGUGCUGCUGGGGAAGCACAUGAGUCAAACUGCAGAGGGAACGGUUCAGUUAGAUGACGUCCUACAGUCGCUGAUUGACAACAAAUCUCCUGCUCAGCAGCUCUGUGUGGAGGCUGCUACAAUACUACUGGAAUUAGUCAAAGUCAACAUCACUCAGACUGUUUUUCCAGCUAAGCACUUCUCUGGCACUGAUGCAUCAUGGGAGCUACGGUUUCCAGCAAGUGUGAUGCAGUUCCUCUGUCUUCUCCACAACCUCCGGCCUAGAGACCCACUGUGGGCGUCGCCUACCUUCCUGCAUGGACUUGCAGCUGUUGUGUACCCCAUGCAGACUGAGCCUAGUCUGAUGAAUGAAACUGAGGACACGGUCAGCAGUCAUGCGACCAGGAAGCCGGUGCUUGACUUCAUGCGUAUCCUGCUGAUGGACAGUCUUCUAAACGUGCCGGCCAGCGCCACCACACAUCCUAUGAUUUUGCUGCUGGAGUUUUCCCCUGAUGGCACCACGCUGCAACAAAGACAGAGUUUUCAGUCUGAACUGGUGGAGCUGAUCAUGAACAUCAUCCACAUGCUCAGCCAUGAAGAAGACAACAACACUCACCUGAGCUCACAAGAUUGCAAAAAUCAAAUGCCUGAUGGACAGAUGGGCACACUGAUGGAGAAUGUGGUGCUUUUCAGUAAGACAUUGCUGCAAAAGCUCUGUGAUGGAACCCUCAUCGGAAACGCUCAGAUUGUGCUCGACUUCCUUGCCGAUCAGAUUGUGGCGGCUCUGGAGAAAGGUCAGCCUCAGAAAGAGAAGGUUGUUUCGGCCCUCUACUCAUGCACCAACAGAGUCCUGCUUCAUUUCUUGUCUCAACCCCGGCAUUCCCAAGAAGAAAAGGAAUCCAUCAUCAGGGCAUUGCAGACUUUCAUGGAACGCUGGGAUGUUGUCAUGGCAACCUACAAUGCAAAUGUGAACUUCAUUACUUGCCUUCUUCAUUGUCUAUUGCUGAUUUGCUCUGGCAGCUACCCUGAAGGUUUUGGGAGUGUGACACAAAAAAUGCGCAAGAGGAAAACUUCAUCCUGUCCUUCCAAAACCAGUCAUCCUGAAAGCAUCGACAGUGAAGCAGUCAUCAUGACAGAUGACAAACAACUCGUGUCCUUAGCAGAGACCUGCUGGUCAAAGGUCAUUUCAGAGCGGCAACACAUGCUAGAAGAAAGCUAUAAGAUUGAGAUCUCAGCGAGGCCCACAGCAGAGACGAGGCCCGUCAGCAUGAGUGAUGUCAGCCCUCUGUGGGAGGAGAUGGCACAUAAAGCCUGGCUGCUACACACAGAGUCUCAGAAGAAGACGACGGCUAGCAGCUCUCAGAAGACGUUUGAUAUGAUCGGCAAUGCUUUUCGCUCCAUUCUGAAUAAAGACCCCAAGUGUAUGAAGACAGGGGAGUUUCUGUUAAACAUGGAGUCCCAUCGGCAGAGAGGCCAAAGCAUGUUUGAGAAUAUUAGGAAAAACCACCUACAGUUACGAGCCACCGAGUGGGAUCGUGUGAGCUCUCAGUGGCUCUGCGUGGAGGCCGAGCUGCUGAGGGAGAGAGCUGUAUUUGGACCAGGACCUGGGGUGCUGUUGGGCCAAAACUGGGUGCAAGACUCUGCAGAAGGACCCAACAGGACCAGAUUACGCAUCCGCAGAAAAGCCCUGAGACGAUCCAAACCGGUGCUAGGAACGUUGUGUCUGGGUUUAAGGUCCGAGGGUAACAGAGGUAGAGUGGAGGCUGACACAGAACCCAAAAUCUUGUGUGAAGUUGGCACAGAGGCAAAAGACGAGGAAUCAGAGGGAGGAGACUGUUGUGAACGUUUGACAUUCUUCCCUGCUCUGAAUGAGACAGCUUUAGCCACUGAGGGCGUACCUGACCCCUCCACCCCUGAGCCGUGCUCCCACACUGAAGACUGCCCAGAUAUACGCACCAUCCUGCUGGAGCUCCAACCCGGGGAGAAGGUGAAGGCAAGGAUGUGUGUAGUGAUGGUGAGUGGCUUGAGAGUCACAGAGGGCUUGCUGCUGUUUGGGGACGAGAGCCUGCUCUUGUGUGAGGGAUUCACUCUCAGCUCGACUGGAGACGUUUGUUGCAGGAGACACUACCCCAGCAGUGUGAGAGAUUCCUUUAUUUCCACCAUGCUGAGUAAAGAGCUGCCAACAGCCAACUGCAGACGCUGGCUCUACGGGGAUAUCAAAGAGGCCCGCUUCAUGCGGUUCCUUCUAGAGGACAAUGCUAUUGAAAUCUUCAUGAAAAACGGACACUCUGCUUUCCUGGUUUUCCUAAAUAAAGACCACGUCUCUGCAUACAAAAGAUUGAGUACAGUCGUGCCAGCGUUAAAAGGCAGAGCAGUUGCUGAUGUCAUUGCUAAUGCCAAAAAGACUCCUGUGAUUGAAAAGACAGCGCUUAUUAAAUGGCAGAAAGGGGAGAUGAGUAACUUUGAGUAUUUGAUGCAUCUGAACACCAUCGCUGGAAGGACAUACAAUGACUUGAUGCAGUAUCCAGUUUUCCCCUGGGUUCUUGCUGACUAUCACUCAGAGAUGCUUGAUCUGACAAAUGUUGCAACGUUCCGCGAUUUGUCAAAGCCAAUGGGAGCUCAAACGGAGAGAAGGAAACAGAUGUUUAUUCAGAGAUAUGACGAGCUGGAGAACAACGAGGGUGAAGACUUGUCAGCACGAUGCCACUACUGUACCCACUACUCCUCUGCCAUCAUUGUGGCUUCCUACCUUGUCAGGAUGGAGCCGUUUUCACACACUUUCCAGACGCUGCAGGGAGGGCUUGAUAUCGCAGAACGGAUGUUUUACAGCAUAAAGAAAGAGUGGGAGUCAGCCUCCAGGGACAACAUGGGAGACGUCAGGGAGCUGACCCCGGAGUUCUUCUACCUGCCCGACUUCCUGCUCAACUCCAACAACAUCCAUCUGGGUCUUAUGGAGGACGGUACUGCUCUGGGAGACGUGGAGCUGCCUCCGUGGGCUAAAGGAGACCCCCAGGAGUUCAUUAGGAUCCAUCGCGAGGCCUUAGAAAGCGACUAUGUCAAUUCCCACCUCCACCUUUGGAUCGACCUAAUCUUUGGAUACCGGCAGCAAGGUCCGGCUGCUGUAGAAACUGUCAACACAUUCCAUCCUUAUUUCUAUGCACAAAGAGGCCGACAAGAUGCCAAGGAUCCCCUCAUCAAGAGCACCAUCUUGGGAUAUGUCAGCAACUUUGGACAGGUUCCCAAACAGCUGUUCAUCAAGCCCCAUCCACCUCGCAGCGGCUCCAAGAAAGAGGGGUCGUCACCAGCCGGUCCAACUCCAUUUUUUUUCAAACUGGAUAAAUUGAAGACUUCUGAACAACCAUUCAGAGAGCUGCCAAGAGGCCCAGUGGGUCAGAUAAUGUGUCUGGAAAAAGAAGUGUUGGUCCUGGAGAGGAACCGGCUCCUCUUGUCACCUCUGCUGGGCUGCUACUUCAGCUGGGGUUUCCCAGACAACAGCUGUGUCUUUGGAAACUGUGCCACAGAUAAGAACUUUGCAGUGAGCGAGAGUCCCUGUGACUGGGGCGAGACAUUGUGCGCCACUUGCCCCAACCUGACAACGGUCAUCACUGCAGGAACCAGCUCCGUAGUGUGUGUGUGGGAUGUGGCUGUCAGCAAGGACAAACUCUCUCACAUGAGGCUCAGAGAGCCGUUGUACGGUCACACAGAUGCAGUGACGUGCCUGGCUUCGUCUGAAAUCCACAGUUUGAUAGUUAGUGGCUCCCGUGACCUCACGUGCAUCCUGUGGGACUUGGAGGAGCUAAGCUACAUCACCCAGUUAGCAGGACACACAACCAGCAUCUCAGCUUUGGCUAUCAAUGAACUCACGGGGGAGAUUGUGUCGUGCGCAGGACUGUCGCUCUACCUGUGGACCAUGAAGGGCCAGUUGUUGACCUGCACUGAUACUUCCUGCGGGCCUCAGGCAGACAUCCUGUGUGUCAGCUUCACACAGCGACACGAGUGGGAUGCCAGGAAUGUCAUUGUCACAGGCUGUGCAGAUGGCAUCGUACGGAUAUGGAGGACAGAGUACACCAGAACACAAUUACCUGGCCCUCCAGAAGAACCUGUGUCCCCAGGGCUCGACCAAACGGAGAGAGACGUGGGCAGCUCAUGCCAGGUUAAAGGCUGGAAGAGGCGUCUGAUGUUGUGUCAAGAGCUGAACAGAGGUCAGGCUGCGUCGCAGCGCCGCUACAAAAACAGUCCAGCCAUCACAGCGUUGGCAAUGUCCAGGACUCAUGCCACUCUGUUGACAGGCGAUGCCUGGGGCAGAGUUUUCACCUGGACCUCGUCUGCUGCUUCCAGGAUUUAUACUUGAUGUUAACUGCCGGGUCACAGUGAUCAGACGUUGCAAUCAGAAACUCAUCUCUGGCCAAGGUUUCUGUCCCUUCAGGUAUUUUUAAUAGAGACUUUUACUAGAAACUACUUUAUUGGCAGAUGAUGGACAUGCUUCAUUUGUCAUUUUGUGCUGUUUUGUAUCGUUUGGACCAAAAAUAUUUCAUUUCUGAAGCAGAGACAUGUCUUACACUUUGAGGAGAAAAAUAAAAAUUGCACUUACAUAAAUCAAA
Messenger RNA from Cololabis saira (Pacific saury), 10167 nucleotides. RefSeq names its product WDFY family member 4 (gene wdfy4). The transcript has 65 exons. Gene Ontology annotation, molecular function: protein binding. Bases 201 to 9917 code for a protein of 3238 amino acids. The record is from RefSeq and is a predicted model, not a curated record. Lineage: Eukaryota; Metazoa; Chordata; Actinopteri; Beloniformes; Belonidae.